AUGCGCCCCGAUAGCGUUUGCUCCUAUAUAGACGAGCAUAGGUAUGGGCUCCAGUCCGUCGUCGGAACCGUCUGUGCAAUAGGAGGCCUGACAGCUGAGCCAUGGACGUCCUGGCAUCUCCAAGCACAGAACGAUUCUAGCAAAAGUCAAUCCGAUUACUCCACGAGGGAUGAAGCCACCUGUAGGAUACCAUUGUGUUACGGCCAGCACAUUGAUAUAGUCGAGUUGGCUCCAGUCAUAUACAGUACACUAGUGUUCUACGACUUGUCAUUCAGGGGCCAUUUCCACCUAGACUUCCAAUUUGAACGCCCAGCAUCCUUCAUCAUGGUCAAAUUUGGCCUUCUCUUCUCGCUCCGGAGAACCACACCUUUCUUCUUACACGUCCACCAGCCUGCAGUGAGCAUGCGGUCUCCCAGUUUGACGCGAAAUGAUUCCGAUCAUUCUCAAGUGUUCAGGUGCGAUGCCAGAGUUCACAAGACGGCUUACAUCUGUUCCGGUUACCGAGGACUAGCUGCGCUGAGUGCGACAAUGUACACAGCUACUCAGCCGCAGCGACGAAUCAUCGUAACAUCGCAGAUGCAAUGGCGAUCUUAUCAUCAGCAGGAUGCUGAGCUCCAGAAAGCUGCUGAACAUGAUAAUAGUGACGACGCUUUCGCGAUCCACUAA
This is a messenger RNA of Colletotrichum lupini, 666 nucleotides long. RefSeq lists its product as uncharacterized. The record is from RefSeq and is a predicted model, not a curated record. The transcript is spliced from 5 exons. NCBI's taxonomy places the organism in Eukaryota, Fungi, Ascomycota, Sordariomycetes, Glomerellales, Glomerellaceae. The coding region runs from base 1 to 666 and encodes 221 amino acids.